GUCAACAUAUCACACCCAUCGGCCCCGCCGUCAGGAAGAAAUCUUUCCCCUUUUCCCUUGACAGUCGCAUUCUUAGACCGAUUAAUAUCCCGUGGCCGAGGCUUUCAUGCUUCACCACUCACCACUCACCACCCACCACCCACCACCAACCACCGUAGAGACAACACUGUCCGGAAGAAGCACAGGAUCCCGCAGGAUGGAGCCAAUGCGCGAAAACCUUGAAGCUCGGAGGGGGCUAUCUGAGACCGCGGGCGCAACAUCAUCAAACCGCCGUUGGGGGGAAACCCCGAUUUUCAGCCCAGACCAGCGGUUUGGAGCCGGAGGUUCGAACUCUGCCGGGUUAAUUUGUUUCAAACGUAGGGAGCGCGCCCGGAUGGGGAGUAGUGUUCCCGACUUUCCCCUUGAGGGACGGUUCGUGGGUUUUGGGAACUGGGAACUUGGGGGACGGACGGGGGAGGGAAAGUGGUGCCCGUUUCUAUUAAUACUUUCCGUGUGGAUUAAUUGGGAUCGACCCCGACACACAGGAAGUAUCAACAGACAAUUGGAACUGGGACUUGGACUUUGUCAGGAGUAGCAUUGAACCUGCAUGGAAGCCGGGCAGGCAGAUAACAAUAGUAAUGGGACAAUUCAUUCAGCGAUGACUGUUAUUGUUAUGAUUGUUGUUAUUGUUUGUUAACCCAGAGCAACAGUGUAACUAACUGGACAGAAAUGGUGGCUGUUCUUGUUCAAGAAGGGAUCCUCGUCCGGAAUCCGCCAAUGAAUGAGUCUCGCCGUCCGUUUCACCCGCAGAUCCACUGUUGGGUUGGAUGCAGGUUGGGGUCGAAAUUAGAAUCCUCUGCUGCAGGAACCUGUCUAGCAGCAACUGUACGGAGUAUCUAGUGUGGCAGGC
Aspergillus heteromorphus CBS 117.55 is the source of this 889-nucleotide messenger RNA. RefSeq lists its product as uncharacterized. The record is from RefSeq and is a predicted model, not a curated record. Bases 107 to 574 code for a protein of 155 amino acids. The transcript has a single exon. NCBI's taxonomy places the organism in Eukaryota, Fungi, Ascomycota, Eurotiomycetes, Eurotiales, Aspergillaceae.